This is a messenger RNA of Lolium perenne, 1397 nucleotides long. Its product is annotated as GDSL esterase/lipase At5g45670. Gene Ontology annotation, molecular function: hydrolase activity, acting on ester bonds. The record is from RefSeq and is a predicted model, not a curated record. NCBI's taxonomy places the organism in Eukaryota, Viridiplantae, Streptophyta, Magnoliopsida, Poales, Poaceae.
GCUUGCACAUCGACUGUGUGGCGUCGCAAUCGCGAUCGCAAUCAAACUCAUCCCCAUCCACAUCGAGCAGCAGCGAGCUAGCAGCUCACUAGCUCAGUCACAGUGUCACUCACACAACACUUGAUCUCGACACUACAGCAUAGUGAAAUGGGGUUUGCGUGGCGAUCGCUGGCGGUGGUGCUGGCCGUGCUGGGCGCGGCGGCGACGAUGGCCGGGGCGGCGCCGCAGGUGCCAUGCUACUUCGUGUUCGGUGACUCGCUGGUGGACAACGGCAACAACAACGGCAUCGUGUCGAUGGCGCGCGCCAACUAUCCGCCCUACGGCAUCGACUUCGCCGGCGGCCCCACCGGCCGCUUCUCCAACGGCCUCACCACCGUCGACGUCAUCUCCAGGCUUCUGGGCUUCGACGACUUCAUCCCGCCGUUCGCCGGCGCGAGUAGCGACCAGCUCCUCACCGGCGUGAACUUCGCCUCCGCCGCCGCCGGCAUCCGGGAAGAGACCGGACAGCAACUCGGUGGCCGGAUCACCUUCAGAGGGCAGGUGCAGAACUACCAGAGCGCGGUGGAGCAGCUGGUGAGUAUCCUGGGCGACGAGGACUCUGCGGCGGCCCGGCUGAGCCAGUGCAUCUUCACCGUCGGCAUGGGCAGCAACGACUACCUCAACAACUACUUCCAGCCGGCUUUUUACGACACGGCGAACCGCUACACGCCGACGCAGUACGCCGACGACCUGGCCGCGCGCUUCGUGCCGCUGCUCCAGGCCCUCUACAGCUACGGGGCGCGCAAGGUGGCGCUGAUGGGGGUGGGGCAGGUCGGGUGCAGCCCCAACGAGCUAGCCACGCAGAGCCCCAACGGCGUCACCUGCGUCGACCACAUCAACGUCGCCGUCAGGAUGUUCAACCAGCGCCUCCUCCGCGUCGUCGACCAGUUCAACCGCCUGCCGGGGGCACACUUCACCUUCAUCAACAUCGACGGCAUCUUCUCCGACAUCCUCAGGGCGCCCGGGUCACACGGCCUGAGGGUCACCAACAGAGGCUGCUGCGGGGUGGGGAGGAACAAUGGGCAGGUCACCUGCCUGCCCUUCCAGACGCCAUGCGCCAACAGGCACGAAUACCUCUUCUGGGACGCCUUCCACCCGACAGAGGCGGCCAACGUGCUCGUCGGACAGCGGGCUUACAGCGCCCGCCUGUCCUCCGACGUGUACCCUGUUGACCUUCGGACCCUCACCCGCCUCUAGUCUAUCUGACUUGUCGGUCGGCAGUGGCGGUGUCGCCAUUUCUGUGUGGAGUGCAGACAUUGUAUACUCCUACUAUAUAUGUCACUAAAAAUAUAUGCAGAGUUCAGAUUCUUGGGUGUACACAACACAGACAAAUUACAAGAAACCGAAUUUUGCAACUG